GCAAUCGCCACCGAGUAAAAACAUUGACUGUGUCCGAGCUUCCUCCAGAAGAAGAUUGCUUUCCGUAGUAAACCAGAAAAGAUCGACGAGAGAACAUGUCGUGGCUGCGAACGGCCGUGAGUAAGGCGGUGGAGGUCAAGAACUAUGCCGACUCCGUCGUCCAGCAGGCUGGUCAAGCCGUUGCUGAAGGAGCCAAAUUGUUCCAAGACCGCAUUGGUGUUGGGGCCUAUAAGAGUGUGAAUCAGACGAUCCAGAGACUGGAAGAAGCUGCAGUCUCAUGCAGAGGGCAUGAAAGGGCAUUGCUGAUCACCAGAUGGCUAACUGUGCUCAAGGAGAUCGAUAGAGCUUGUGAAGGUUCUUCCAAGGAUAAAGAUAUGAGUUCUGAUGAAGCAAAGAGACGUGAAUGGGUUUUGUAUUAUGAUCCAGAUAUAAGAGGUGAGCCACUAAACUUCCGUGAUGUUUUCCUGCAAAGUCAAGCUCUGGAGGGCAUCGUUCUGUCCAUGAUUAUUGAACCACCACAUGAUGAAGAAGUUUCUCUACUCCUGGAGAUGUUUGGGAUUUGUCUGAAUGGAGGAAAGGAAGUUCAUGAUGCCAUAGUCAGCAGCAUGCAGGAUCUUGCUACAGUCUUUUCAAGUUACAAGGAUGAAGUUUUGGUUAAGCAGGACGAAUUGCUUCAGUUCGCGCAAAAUGCUAUCACUGGGUUGAAGAUUAGUGCUGAAAUACUGAGGAUUGAUGCUGAAGCUUCUGAUCUUAGAGAAAAACUCGAAAAGAUGAACGUCUCUGAGUCUCCACAGGAGAGUGAAGACAAGGAAGUUAAAAAUGCUCCUUUAACAAUAGAGGCACUUAAACAAACGCUUGCAAAGAUCCGUCUUUGCUCCAGAUUAGAAGGGCUUCUGAUUAGAAAGAGACACCUAAGCAACGGUGAUUCACCAGAUAUACAUGCUCAGAAAGUCGACAAGCUGAAGGUGUUAUUGGAAUCUUUAGCAAAUUCAACUACCAAAGCCGAGAAACGAAUAUCAGAGAACAGGCUUCAGAAAGAAGAGGCGCGUAAAGCUCGUGUGGUGAAAGCAAAUGAAACUGGUGGAAAGGAAAAGGAAUUGGCUGCGGAAAUUGCACAGCUUGUGAAACAAAGAGAUGAGUUGGAAGCUGAACUGAAGAAGGUUAACAUAUCAUUAGCUGCUGCUCAAGCUCGGUACCGUGAUGCGACAGAGGAGAGGGAUCAAUUUGGUGAAGCCAACGAUCAGAUAAUCGCUCACCUGAAAACAAAGGAGGAUGACCUGUCCAAGUCAAUUGUAUCUUGUAAGAAAGAGUCAGAAGUUAUCAAGACCUGGAUUAGUUUUCUCGAGGAUACAUGGCUUCAUCAAUGCUCUUAUACCGAAAAGAAGGAUAAGCAGACUUUGGAUGAGUUGGAGAAGCAUGAGGAUUACUUCUCGGAUGUGGCUUUUAAUAUCCUCUCUACCUACAAGAAGGAGGUGGCACCUUUGAUAAGCCGUAUAGAGAAUUAUGUGGAAAAUCUGAAGAAUCUUGGUCCUGGGUCGGAGAUGCCACCAAAUGCAAAUGAGGGGGAGAAUCAGGUUUCAAGCCCAAGGAAGAGUCUAGAGCAGGAGUAUCUAGACUAUGAGACCAAGAUCAUUACAACCUUCAGCAUUGUGGAUAAUAUGAAAGAGCAUUUCCAGUUCCUCCAAAGCAAACUGGAAAAGAAGGAAGACCGGCGUGUGAAAGAGCUGUUUGAUGACAUGGAGAAAAUGAGGCAGGAGUUUGAAUCGGUAGCAAGGCCAAUAUUAGAGAUAGAGACUCCAUCACCUAAAAGCAGUGCUGCUGCAUCACCCAGUAGUAGCAUGGAUGGUCCAGUUAAAUCUGUAACCCAAAAGCCAGAACUGAGUCCCUCCGAGGCACCAACGACUACUACUGCUGGUUCCAGUAACCCUGAAUCUGAACUAGCCGAGCUUGAAUCUGAAUUUGGGAAGGUGGGUCGUGAUUACUCUGCAGAUGAGGUUGAUGGAUGGGAAUUUGACGAACUUGAGAAAGAACUUCAAUAGUAGUAGUAAUAGUCCAGAAACUCAGAAUAAUAUGACCAUCACACGCGUGCUCACAUACACUUUUAUGUUUUUCUCUUUACCUUCUUUGGUCGUAACUCCCAAGCUCCUUUGCUAAUCUGUAUGGUAACUGCUUGUUGUAUGCCUACUCUGAAUAAACUGAAAGCACCUCACUUGCUAGGCUCGUCAUGUGUUUGUAGUGCUAUGUAGAAAACAUUGUUGAAAUUGUUGGAAACUUCUGAAAGCUCUCAUAUCGGAAAGAUUUUAGUAUA
Brassica oleracea var. oleracea is the source of this 2308-nucleotide messenger RNA. RefSeq lists its product as uncharacterized. The coding region runs from base 96 to 2039 and encodes 647 amino acids. The transcript has 18 exons. Lineage: Eukaryota; Viridiplantae; Streptophyta; Magnoliopsida; Brassicales; Brassicaceae. The record is from RefSeq and is a predicted model, not a curated record.